GUCUGCGCAGAGCCGAGCCGGUCUGUCCGCGUCACAGUAGAGAUGGCCGCCUCCACAGUCCGCUGCUCUACACGCUGGAUUUUGAAGGCUCUGCCGCGGCGCAGCGCGACUUCUGCAGCUCUCAGCUCCGCUACUCGCGGGCAUUUCUCCGGCCUGACUGCUGCCGGGGGUCGGUGUUAUACCGGGGGGCUCCGCUGGAGUCUCUGCAGGCGGGAGAACAGCGUGACAUUGGGGGAUUUCUCCGGGUUUAAAGGCCUCCAUGUUUUUAGCUCCUGCUCCUUCCACAGCAGUUCGGUGCGGCAUGAGAAGGAGGAUUACUACAGUUUGCUCGGGCUUUCGCGCUCCGCUACGCAGAAAGAGAUUAAGAAAGCCUAUUACCAGAUGGCAAAGAAAUACCAUCCUGACACCAACCCAGACGAUCCUCAGGCUAAAGAGAAGUUUGCCAAAGUGGCUGAAGCUUAUGAGGUCCUGAGUGAUGAAGUGAAGAGGAAGCAGUACGAUACUUACGGGUCAGCUGGGCCAGGUGCUGGAACAGCGGGGCAGGAACAGUACUGGAGAGGCGGAGCCAGCGUGGAUCCAGAGGAGCUCUUCAGGAAGAUUUUUGGAGACUUUGCAGGGGGGCGGGGCUUUGCAGACUUCACUUCAAUUUUUGACCAACCACCUGAGUUUGUGAUGGAGUUGACGUUCACUCAGGCAGCUAAAGGAGUGAAUAAGGAGAUCACCGUGAACAUAGACGACGUCUGUCCACGCUGCGAUGGCAAAAGUUAUGAGCCAGGCACCAAAGUCACACACUGCCACUACUGUAACGGCACAGGCAUGGAGUCUAUAAACACCGGCCCGUUCAUGAUGCGCUCCACAUGUCGCCGCUGCAGUGGGAGGGGCUUCAUCAUGAUCACGCCGUGUGUGAUGUGCAGAGGAACAGGCCAAACCAAACAGAAACACACCGUCACUGUACCCGUGCCUGCAGGGGUGGAGGACAAGCAGACAGUGCGGAUGCCCGUGGGAAAGAAGGAGAUUUACAUCACAUUCAGAGUCCAGAAGAGUCCAGUGUUCCGGCGUGAUGGAAGUGAUAUCCACUCUGAUGUGAUGAUCUCAGUGGCUCAGGCCAUUCUAGGAGGAUCAGCUCGAGCCCAGGGCCUGUACGGAACUAUUGACAUACCGAUUCCUCCUGGAAUUCAGACGGAUCAGAAGAUUCGACUGGGUGGUAAAGGCAUCGCCCGCAGGAACAGCUACGGCUAUGGAGAUCACUACAUUCACAUCAAAGUCAGAGUGCCCAAGAAGUUAAGUGGUAGGCAGCGAGAGCUGAUUGAGAGCUUUGCUGAGGAGGAGACGGGAGUGGAGGGCACAGUUACUGGAGUCACGAGAUCUGCAGCAGGGAAUUCUCAGCAUGCAGGGAAGGUUCCUGAUGAAGAGCAGAAAAGAGAAGAACAGCAGCCAGAGAAGGAAGAGGGAGGAUUUUUCUCCAAAUUGAAGAAAAUGUUCUCCUGAAGCUCAGUUCAUGGAAAAAGAAAGCAGAGUGAUCGUCACCUGGAGGAAUACCACCCACGUUAUUAUCAGUCCAUAGAGGUUUAUACCUGUACAUCCGACAACCCGAUCGGCAGAGGCUAGGAGACCAAUCACAAGGAGAAUGAUCAGAUCUGUCAAUCAAAGGACUAAAGGAAUGCAGGCGCUGAUGGUUGUAUGAUAAGCUGAGUCUGUGUGGUUAAAGAGUCCCUGCUGGAGUCACAGGUGUUUCUGCAGAAAAUAUGCGGAGCUCGCGGCUCACCUAACUCAUACUUAUUUUUUGUUUGUUGUUCUGUUAUCAAAGUGGCCGUCUACAUAGACAGCAAAGCAGAAAGCCCUGAGUCACCUGGACAGGUAUCAUAAUGUACACUUAAUUUAUUUUGUCAGUAAAAAAGCGAUUUUUAAAAAAAAUUGUGUGAUGUUUUAUUCUAUCACUAUUUUUUGAGAAAUAAAACACAGUACACAUCAUCUCCUAAUAUUAUUAGAUUAUUUAUGGCCAAAAACAAAAGCAUAUAGUACUAAGUAUAUGUAGUAUUAAGUAUUUUGACUAAAUAAUAGUCUUUUAUUUAUUUUUUUAAGAUGGGAUAUAAUAGUGCCAUAUUAUUGUGAUAUGUAAAUAGACACAUUUUUUUUGCAUAUUUUUCACACUUUUGAUUUUGAUAUGAAAUAAAGACAACACUACACACCAAACACAAGCCAGUAUUUAAAUUAUUAUUCAAUUUAUUAAUGAUAAAGGUUAAGUUCAUGGCAACAGUCUCAUGUAAAGUUCCUUACAGCAAUUUCUCAGUCAUUUUAUAUAUAUAUUGACAUAUAAUGAAAAUUCCAAGAGCAUCACAGGACCAUGUGUGAAUGUGUUUGUUCUUGUGAACUUAUUUUAAGAAUGAGUGCUGAGUUAGUGCUAGAGAUAAAACUAGCUCUUUUUAAAAGUGUACUUUUGCUUUCACAGAUCUGAUCCAACCAUAUAAAAGGUUUAAUGAAAUGUUUUAUGAUUCAUAGAACUAGUUCUGGCUUGAUUUCUUGAUUAAAAUAUAAAUUAUGAAAUUGUGUUAUUUGUGUUGCAUUAGGAUUUUAACCUUAAGAAAAUGAACAACAACAAACACGAAUGAGCUGCUCAGAGAAUUUAUGUACCAUAUUUUUCACACCAAAAAACACCAUAUUAUCAGGCGCACUAACAAUGCGUCUUUUUUCUGGUCUAUUUUUAUACACAAGGCGCACCGGAAAAUAAGAUGCCUUUUAAGCGACACUACAUUUUCUUUCUAAAUCAAACGAGUGCUGGAUUUUAGUCUACACAGAUUUCUCUCCUAAAAAACAGUUUAAAGUUUUAAGUAAAGUGCUUCUGUUUAUUUACAAUAAGCUUAGAUUUCCAGUAUUUUUAUAACAGUGGUUAGCAGCACCAUGUAGCUUGUUUUAACACAGUAAACACUGACUACAGUGUGAUAUAUUCACCUCUAAAUGGAGAAAGAGCUAGUGCUGUGGUUAGUGGCUAAUGCUAAUCCUGCUCCAGCUCUGGUGCUGAAGAACUAAACUGAAACUCCUGUAUAACUCUGUCCUUCAGCAGAGUGGCUUUACCGCUCCUUAAUUUUACCUGACUGUAAAAUUUAUACAUAAGAUGCACUGAAAUGUAAAGAACUGUUUGCCCCAAUAGCUUCUAAAUCCUUGAGUAAUGCAGUUACAAACUUCACUGUAGUGUGUGUGUGUGUGUGUGUGUGUGUGUGUGUUGCCUAUCUAGACACCCAUCCUUUACAGUCAGCACUCAACCAUCACACACUGCUCUCUCAACCAGGAACGACCGUCCACCUGCAUGACUGCACCGGGCAUUAGGGUACUGACCCAGGAAACAGAUCCAUAUCAUACACUCAUAUAUACAUUUACACACAUGCAUGUUUGGUCAGUUUAGAGUAUCAAAUUUAAUUGGGUAAAGGUUCCUAGCAAUAAGAUGAUUCUUAGGUGGUCAAGUCAGUUUCACACUGGGCUAGCACAUUUACCUCCCAGCACUGUCCAUGUUAAGAUGUUCAUAAUGCUCAAAGUCCACCAAAGAUGAAGCCCAGAUGAAAAUCUUAAACAGUUGUAAGUUGUGGUUCACAUACCCACCACAAAAUGUUCUGCAGCUUACAGAAAAUUAUACUGGGCCAUUUACAACCACUGUCUUUCUGUCUCUUUUUUCUCUCUCUUUCUGUUUUAAUUUGUAUGAUGCAAAUACACAAAUAAAGGAAUUUAUUUUACAAUCACUGUUUGCCUUGAAUAAUACAGGUACAUAAUUAAUUACAGAAUAUUGUUGUGAAUAAUAUAUUAAAAAAGUUAUUGACCCCACUACUACAAAUGUCAUUUUAUGUUUAGUUAAUAUUGAUUCCAUUAUUUACAUAUCCACUAUAAAUGUCUUAAGAAGAGGAACAAAUGAGAUUAAUCACAAUUGAACCCAGAAUACAGUUUUUUUUUUUAUCCACACAAGAAAAUAGAAGUAAUUGAGAUUUUUUUUACCAUACAAUGUGAAAGCAGCCUAUAAAAAAGAUAGAUAAUUUGUCCAAUUACUU
Astyanax mexicanus (Mexican tetra) is the source of this 4034-nucleotide messenger RNA. RefSeq names its product DnaJ heat shock protein family (Hsp40) member A3b (gene dnaja3b). The record is from RefSeq and is a predicted model, not a curated record. Gene Ontology annotation, biological process: response to heat; protein folding; negative regulation of apoptotic process. Gene Ontology annotation, molecular function: heat shock protein binding; protein kinase binding; ATP binding. The coding region runs from base 43 to 1488 and encodes 481 amino acids. Gene Ontology annotation, cellular component: mitochondrion. The transcript is spliced from 12 exons. NCBI's taxonomy places the organism in Eukaryota, Metazoa, Chordata, Actinopteri, Characiformes, Acestrorhamphidae.